AUGAACCGGAGACUGAAUCUUGAUAUACCUCAGAACAAUACAUUUUUAUUACCACGAGAUGUAUUGGCUGCUGCGGAUCAUUUGAUCGGAAUUAAAUUUGGAAUGGGUACACUUGACGAUAUGAAUCACUUGAAAAAUAAACGGAUUCGUUCUAUAGCGGAUCUGUUACAGGAUCAAUUCGGACUGGCUCUUGUUCGUUUAGAAAAUGCGGUUCGAGGAACUAUAUGUGGAGCAAUUCGGCAUAAAUUGAUACCGACUCCUCAAAAUUUGGUAACUUCAACUUCAUUAACAACCACUUAUGAAUCGUUUUUUGGCCUACAUCCUUUAUCUCAAGUUUUGGAUCGAACUAAUCCAUUGACACAAAUCGUUCAUGGGCGAAAAUUGAGUUAUUUGGGUCCUGGAGGAUUGACGGGGCGAACUGCUAGUUUUCGGAUACGAGAUAUUCAUCCUAGCCACUAUGGACGUAUUUGUCCAAUUGACACGUCCGAAGGAAUCAAUGUUGGACUUAUUGGAUCCUUAGCCAUUCAUGUGAGGAUUGGCCAUUGGGGAUCUAUAGAGAGUCCAUUUUAUGAAAUAUCUGAAAGAUCAAAAGAGGCACAGAUAGUUUAUUUAUCACCAAAUAGAGAUGAAUAUUAUAUGGUAGCAGCGGGAAAUUCUUUGGCCUUGAAUCGGGGUAUUCAGGAAGAACAGGUUGUUCCAGCCCGAUACCGUCAAGAGUUCCUGACUAUUGCAUGGGAACAGAUUCAUCUUAGAAGUAUUUUUCCCUUCCAAUAUUUUUCUAUUGGAGCUUCCCUCAUUCCUUUUAUCGAGCAUAAUGAUGCGAAUCGGGCUUUAAUGAGUUCUAAUAUGCAGCGCCAAGCAGUUCCGCUUUCUCAGUCCGAGAGGUGCAUUGUUGGAACUGGACUGGAACGCCAAACGGCUCUGGAUUCGGGGGUUUCCGCUAUAGCCGAACACGAGGGAAAGAUCAUUUAUACUGACCCUCACAAGAUCAUUUUAUCAAGUAAUGGGGACACUACUAUAAGUAUAAGUAUUCCAUUAGUUAUCUAUCAACGUUCCAACAAAAAUACUUGUAUGCAUCAAAAACCUCAGGUUCCGCGGGGUAAAUGCAUUAAAAAAGGACAAAUUUUAGCGGACGGUGCGGCUACAGUUGGGGGGGAACUUGCUUUAGGAAAAAACGUAUUAGUAGCUUAUAUGCCAUGGGAGGGUUACAAUUCUGAAGACGCAGUACUAAUUAGCGAACGUCUGGUAUAUGAAGAUAUUUAUACUUCUUUUCACAUCCGGAAAUAUGAAAUUCAGACUCAUGUGACAAGCCAAGGACCUGAAAGAAUCACUAAGGAAAUACCACAUCUAGAGGCUCAUUUACUCCGCAAUUUAGACAGAAAUGGAGUUGUGAUGCUGGGAUCUUGGGUAGAAACAGGUGAUAUUUUAGUAGGUAAAUUAACACCUCAGACAGCAAACGAAUCGUCGUAUGCUCCAGAGGAUAGAUUAUUACGAGCCAUACUUGGAAUUCAGGUAUCCACUGCAAAAGAAACUUCUCUAAAACUACCUAUAGGCGGAAGAGGUCGCGUUAUUGAUGUGAGAUGGAUCCGGAAAAAGGGGGGUUCCUGUUAUAAUUCAGAAAUGAUUCGUGUAUAUAUUUCACAGAAACGUGAAAUCAAAGUAGGUGAUAAAGUAGCUGGAAGACAUGGGAAUAAGGGUAUCAUUUCAAAAAUUUUGCCUAGACAAGAUAUGCCCUAUUUGCAAGAUGGAACACCUGUUGAUAUGGUCUUCAACCCAUUAGGAGUACCAUCACGAAUGAAUGUGGGACAGAUAUUUGAAUGCUCGCUCGGGUUAGCGGGGGAUCUGCUAAAGAGACAUUAUAGAAUAGCACCUUUUGAUGAGAGAUAUGAGCAAGAGGCUUCGAGAAAACUAGUGUUUUCCGAAUUAUAUGAAGCCAGUAAGCAAACAAAAAAUCCAUGGGUAUUUGACACCGAAUAUCCGGGAAAAAGCAGAAUAUUUGAUGGAAGAACAGGAAAUCCUUUUGAACAACCUGUUCUAAUAGGAAAGUCCUAUAUUUUAAAAUUAAUUCAUCAAGUUGAUGAUAAAAUCCAUGGACGUUCUAGUGGACAUUACGCACUUGUUACACAACAACCCCUUAGAGGAAGGGCGAAGCAAGGGGGACAACGAGUAGGGGAAAUGGAAGUUUGGGCUCUAGAGGGAUUUGGUGUUGCUCAUAUUUUACAAGAGAUGCUUACUUAUAAAUCUGAUCAUAUUAGAGCUCGUCAAGAAGUACUUGGUGCUACGAUCAUUGGAGGAAGAGUAUCUAACCCAGAAGAUGCUCCAGAAUCUUUUCGAUUGCUCGUUCGAGAACUACGAUCUUUAGCUCUAGAACUGAAUCAUUUCCUUGUAUCUGAGAAGAACUUCCAGAUUAAUAGGAAGGAAGCUUGA
This is a messenger RNA of Musa acuminata AAA Group (dessert banana), 2427 nucleotides long. Its product is annotated as DNA-directed RNA polymerase subunit beta-like. Lineage: Eukaryota; Viridiplantae; Streptophyta; Magnoliopsida; Zingiberales; Musaceae. The record is from RefSeq and is a predicted model, not a curated record. The coding region runs from base 1 to 2427 and encodes 808 amino acids. The transcript has a single exon. Gene Ontology annotation, biological process: DNA-templated transcription. Gene Ontology annotation, molecular function: DNA binding; DNA-directed RNA polymerase activity; ribonucleoside binding.